AAUCCAAUCUUGUUUGGAUUGCUUUGUGCCUGAAAAAGCGUCGAGCGUUUCCCCGUCGCGUGAAAGAAAACAUCCUAUUGUUAAGAUAGAGAAAAAAAAAACAUUAACAGUAUGUGAGUCUUCGAUAAACUCUAGGCGCCGUCGCGGACGUACCGCAAAGUGUCCUUUAUUAACGUAAUUUCACGUCGAGGUCGUGUUCAAAUUUUUCCGGAAAAACAACUGCUAGGCCUAGGUUGUCUUCGCUCUCGUAGCUACAAGCAAGCCACUCUUCCGUCGUGAUGUCUCUAGGGUCUUCGUAAACGGCCUGCGUCGUUCAUCUGGGACCGUGCCCAAUUGCCGACGAAGACCUUGGACCGCCGGAAGACGUGAUGUGAUUGGCUUCAGCGAGCUCUUUUUUUCCCUUCAUUUUUUUCUCUAGCGAGGAAGGGCGCCACCUCUGCUUAGACGUAGGACCCACUGCUUUCCAUUUUUUUCUUCUUCGUGUGCGCGAGGAAAUACGAGCGCCAUGUCUGUCCACUACAAGUUCAAGAGCAGCCUGGACUUUGACACGGUGACCUUCGAUGGACUGCACAUCUCGGUGUCGGACCUCAAGAAGUCCAUCCUGCAGCAGAAGAAGAUUGGCAAGGCAGCCGACUUUGACCUCCAGAUCACCAAUGCCCAGACAAAAGAAGUGUACACAGCAGACGACGUCCUGAUUCCGAAGAACACGUCGGUCAUCAUCUCGAGGGUCCCCGUCACUUCCACUGGCAGGAAGAAUUGGGAACGCAACCGAGACGGCGACCACUCUCAGCAGGACGUUAAUUCCCCAAGUCGCAAUUAUGAGAAGCUUUCGAAGACGGCGGACUUGGUGAAUGCCAAGGCUACGGAAGAGGACAAGAUCAAGGCAAUGAUGACACAGUCUUCGCAGGAGUACGACCCUUCCAAGUACGUCAAGAGCCGCAGCAUGACGGGGCCGCUGCCCCCCAACUACACCUGCUUCCGGUGCGGAAAGAGCGGCCACUGGAUCAAGAACUGCCCCACUAACAACAUUGAGGUGAAGCGAAGCACGGGGAUCCCCAGGAGCUUCAUGGUGACGGUGGACGGACCCGACCACAAGGGGGCGCUGCUCACCAGCACCGGGGAGUUUGCGGUGCCGCUCAUCGACCACGAGGCGUACAAGGAGGUGAAGAAGGAGAAGCCGCCCUUCGUGAAGGAGCCGACGCCGGAACCCACCCAGGAGCCCCAGCUGCCUGACGAGCUGCUUUGCAUGAUCUGCAGGGACCUGCUUCAGGACGCCGUGCUCAUCCCCUGCUGCGGGAACAGCUUCUGCGAUGAGUGCGUGCGUCAGGCCCUGCUGGACUCUGAGCAGCACGAAUGCCCCGUCUGCCACGAAUGCGACAUCUCCCCGAACAACCUGAUCCCGAACCGCUUCCUCCGCACGGCCGUGCUCAACUUCAAAAACGAGACGGGAUACACGCGCGCCAAGCGCGCGCACGUCGCCCUGCCGCCGCCGUUGUCUGUUGUUGCCGGGUCGUCAUCUCCGUCCAUUGCCGGAACGUCGGAGUCGUCUGCCACCGCCACUGCCGCUGCCUCGAUGUCGCCUGCCGCCGUGGGCUCUGCGUUAACCGUUCCCGGGACUACCAGUGGCUCUGCGUCGCCCGUCGCGGAUGCCAGGUCUCCCGCGGCCGAGGAGAAAGGGGAGACAAAGGAGGACGGGGAGAAGUCGUCGCCCGCCCCGGCUGCAGAUGAUGCAGCGGAAGUUUCGAAGGAAGGAGAGGCUGCCGAUGCCGAGCCAAGGAAAGAAAGCGGCUACCGUAGCCCAACCGGCUCCGUCCCGGACAACCCUCCCGGCACGCCGUUGGCAGACGAGCGCCCCGAGGAGCCUCCGGGCGUCAGCCUGGACGAGGCCCUCACCAUGUCCCCGCAGCAGCGUGAGCGCGGCGAAGACAGCGACGACGGCCGGCGCCGUUCCUCGUCGUCUUCUCGUCGCCACCGCAGUCCGUCGUCCAGGGGUCUGGACAAUGGCGGAGGGGACAGCGUGUGCGCCAUCGCCACCAUCACGACGCGCGUGCCCAACUACGCCGGCAUGCCGGUCAACUUGCCGGGCAGGUCCGGCCGCGACUCCGGCUUGGACAGUCCGAGGGGAUCGGGAAGGGGUCCCCCCCUUCACCGGUCCAGCCGUCACGGAGACUACGGAGACCACCGCCGGUCAAGGCACGACUACGGCCCGGGGAACAGCCUGCGCACCGCGGACUACAGGGGUGCCCCGCUGUACCCCCAGUACGGCCAGGCCAUGACGGGGGGUGGCUUCCACGCCCCUCCACCGAUGCACAUGCCCCCGGUGCCGCCCCCGCAGGGCCACCUGCCUCCGCCCAGCCUGCCGCCACCACCUUUCCCCGGACAGGCGCCGCCCCCCGGUAUGACCGCGGCGCCGCUCGGACCCCCGCACUAUCCGAUGACGACGAGUGCCAGCUACAUCAACCCGGCAAAGCCCUUCGGAGCGGACGACUACCACGCUCGCAGGAGCAGGAGCAGACGUGCCGGCGAUCCCCUGGAGGAAUUCGAGAAGCACCUCCGCGACCUGCACCGCAACCGCCGAGGCGGCCGGGAGGGCGGCCGCCGACGCUCCCACUCCAAGACGCGCUCGCGGUCUUCCUCCUACAGCCGCUCCCGCUCCAAGUCCCGGCCCCGCAGCGGCGGCUCCCGUUCCUACUCCCCGCGCUCCUACUCGCGCUCCCCCCGCUCCCCUUCCCGAUACAGUGCAAGCUCGCGGUCCUACUCACGCUCGCGUUCCCGUUCCUACUCGCGGUCCCGCUCCCGCUCGCGCUCGGGCGCCCACCGCGGAGGCGGUGGAGGCAGGGGAUCGCGCUCGCGUUCGCCGAGCGCCGGAGCGGCACCGCGCCGCGCAUCCCCCAAAAGCCCGAGAGCACGGCGGUCCCGCAGUGGCAGCUAUCGGUCUUCUCGGUCCCCCGCAAGGUCAUCCCAGCAGCGCAGGGGCCGCCACUACCACAGCAAGAGCAGGCGACCGUACGCGAGGUCGCGCUCGCCACGGUCCCCGCGUUCGUACCACCACCACCCGCUGCCGCCGCCGCCACCAAUCGCCGGCGUUUACCGCGGGGGUAGGUCGCCGCCGCCCCCUCCGCCUCCGCCGCCCCACUUCCGCGGCCACCGCAGGGGCCCCGGCCACUUCUUCGGGGGCUACCCUCCGGGUGGCUACCCCCCGGAGCACAUGGGGAUGCCGGUGGAGUUCGACGAGCGCCACUACUUUCACCACCACCAUGAUGGCGGGGGCGGUUCUGGAUUCCGCUUCCCAGGAUUCCAGGGGGGGCCACCCCCCCCGCACCACGACAUGAGGGACAGGCGGUACGACCCGGGGGUGCCGAUGGCGCGCUUCCACGGCGAGCGGCCCCCGCGAUCUUCGCGUGCCGACUACGCCCCGCCGGACGCAAUCGCGGCCGCAGAGGCGGAGGCGCUGAAGGGGAGGGACGCCAGGGAAGGGAGGGGGAGAGAGUACUCGUACCGGCGUUCCGACGCCAUUACUACUCCUUUAGUUGUGAGGGAGGGGGAGGGGAAGGAGAGGAAGGGAGGGGGAUCUCCCCUCGAUACGGAGGCGAAGGCUUUGAAGAAGCGGCUCAAGGAGAAGGAGCGUGAGGACAAGCUCAAGCACAAGCACCACCACAAGGCAAAGGAACCGAAGAAGGAGGUUGUCGAGGUCGUCUUGAAGAAGACGAAGGCAAAGGCGGAGCCGGCUGCACAGCCGCCCGCAGAUCCAGUCCCAACGGAAGUAGCACCGGCCGAGGGAACACCGCUCAAGGUUGAGAAGGAGGUUGCCGCAGAGCUCGCGCCUGAGGCGGCGGCCAAGGAAAAGAAGCACAAACACAAGAAGAAGCUGAAGCUGCAGGAGGAAGCCGCUGCAUUGAGGAAGGCGGCGAGGACCUCCGACGACUCGACGAGCCAGCUGCCGCCCGGCGCGGAGGACGAGCUUGUGAAGCGGAAGAAGAAGAAGAAGAAGCUGAAGGACAGCAAGCUACAGGAGAAGGGCCUCAUUCAGCAGAUGAUGGAGGUUGCGCAGAGUCGUGCGGCCCUGCAGGCCGCCAAGGCCGCGAAGCAGCUGGCACUCCAACAACUGCCGACGGUGGCUAAGCAGGAGGUGGUGGUUGGGUCCACCGAAGAGCUCCGCGCGGCUCCCGGAGCCCCCGAGAAGACACUGCAGGCUGAAGAGAAGUUGCUGAAGCCGGAGGACAAGUCCUGGCAGGGAACCGAGGCGGAGCUCGCUUCUAAAGAGAAGGGUGCCGAAGAGGUUCCUCCGGCUAAGCCAGAGCUCCAGGUGGAACUGCCUGAACUCUCCAAGUGGGAGCGAGAGGACCUGGAAGAAGAGGGCCAGCUGUCGCCUGUGCGGAAGCCGCCUGUCGAGGAAGCGAAGGAGUCCAAGCCCACGCUGUCAUCGGAGGUGAUCAUGAGGGCAGAAAAUGUGCUGCUCCACAAGCCGCUGAAGACCGCCAUCGUUGCGGCGUCUUCGAUCCGUUCGACGGGAGAGAAGAAGGUCAAGAGCGCGCCGCCUGUCGAAGCGUCCGCGUCUGCUCCACCGCGGAGCACCGAGCCCUUGCACGCAACUGCCGAAUCUUCUCCGAGAGGAGAGGAACGGGGAGUUGAACCCCCGCGGGAGGACAAGCCGUCUCAGGUCGUCGAGCUGCCGCCGGUGCGUGAGGUCAAGGAGGGACGGAGGGAGGUGUCGGUGCCGUCACGUCUGCGGGACAGGCUUGACGGAACGCUCCAGGUGACCAUCACGUCUGACAAGGAGCGGCGGUCCGUGCUGACGCCAACGGACAGGGAACAGCGGAGCUUGGCUGAAGGCCAGCUGAAGCGGAUAAAGCUGGACAGGUCCAAGUUCAGCGACAAGAUGCUACGGGGCGAGAGCGAAAUGAGCCAAGGUGGCCUCCCGUCCGACUCCAGCAAGCCCCCGCGCUCGAGCAGCCGAAGAGAGGACCGCGACCGGAAGCCGGAUGACAGGUCCUCGGACCGCCGUCCCGAGGACCACAGACCGGAUGACCGUAGGCUCCCUCCGGAGAUGGGUGGUCACGAUGGUCGGGUGCGUGGUACGAGGGAAGACCGCAGUCAGCGGGAGCGUGGGUCGUCCUCUCGCUCCUCGCACAGACUGCGGGAGGGCUCGCUGAGGUCAGGCGGGCGAGAUGGCCACAGGGGAGGACAGGACCAUAGGUCUAGGACGCCGGACGGAGACCGUAGCAGACGGCGCAAAGAGGACCGCUACUACGGAAUGCCCCCGGAGGAGAGGCUCAGGCGGUCUUACGAGGAAGGCCGGCGGGAGAUGAUGGCGGAAGCCGAGCACGACCGCCGCCAGCUGAUGGCAGCUGAAGAACACCGCCGGUUCCUCCUGGAAGAGUUGGAGCGCCAGCAGCACAGGGGCCACCACGACCAUCGGCGGAGCAGGAUGGACCCGGGACUCCGGUUCAGGCUCGAGGAGAGGGAGAUGGAAGAACGAAGGUUUGCAGCGGCUGCUCGCCGAAUGGACUGGCCACCACCCCUGCUGAUGACAGCGCCGCAGUCCCAGCAGCAGAGUAAAGGGGACAAGCUGGAAAGGAGUCAUCAUCAUCACCAUCAUCAGCCAGAGAGGGACAGGGAGAGGGUGGCGAGCUUCGCGGUGCCGUCUGCUGCUUCGGUGCCCACUCAACAGAAGACCGAGAGGUCUGCCGUGGCCGAGUUGAGGGGCAGGAAGGAGUCGACGCAAGACGAGUCUCGCUUUGAGCCGGACUACGACGAACUGAUCGAGGAGGAUGACAGUGCGCAACGGAGCAAGCGGAAGUCAGUCUCCACUCCGGUGGAGAGCGAGGCAGUGGUACCGGUCAAGAAGCCCAAGGUGGAUGUGGAGCAGGAGUCUGCGAAUCCGAUGGCACCAUCUGCAUCCGCCACCGAAGAAGCGGUGGUGGCUGCUGUUGCAGAGGAGAAGUCCAGCAGUUCGUCGUCUGAUUCAAGCGAAGACGAAGACAAGCAGCUUCACAAGAAACAUAAGAAGAAGCACAAGAAACACAAGAAGCACAAGCACAAGCAUAAGAAGAAGAAAAAGUCUAAGAAGGCAGAGAAGUCGGACUAGGUGUGCGACGGCGGCGGCGUUAUAUUGAAUAAUGUGUCUGUGCAUGAAUGUUUUGCUCGAGUUCUUGUUGAGGACUUGCUCAUGAGCUCUUGUAAACUUUGUAAGAAGCAAUCAGUUUAUUUUUUUUUUGUUUUUCUAUGCCAAGUCUUGUUAGGUGAAGAGUCAAUCCUUUUGAAGAAGUGGACACCUUUUUUGGCGUCGGUGAAAUGGCUCGUCAUGUUCACCCUGUAAAUAAAAAUGAUGUGUGCCGAAUAAAUGGAAUCAUUUUCCACGAUAGAAAACCAAAAAAUAUUGUUGCCUUUUAUUAUUGCUCCUGUUUUUAAGAAAUUGGCUCAUUGUCAAUUUGCAUUUUGGCCAAUCUGCUGGUUGUCCACACUUCCUGAAAAGGGAGCAUUUCAAACUUGGUUUAGUAGGCCUAAGGGUCGGCAUUGGGCCACAUUUGUGCUGAUGGGAAAUUAUCAAUUUCCUGGCUAGUUAUUUCAGAUGGAAGGUGGUGUAACAUUUGCUACAUUGCCCCAAUUUACGGCCGUGGCAGGGCGGUGUCUCCAGACUUCUUGUUGAAGGGUCGGAUUAGCAAGCUUUUGUCUCGAGGGCCGGAAGAAAAGUAUACAAUCAUGUCCCACCCCCCACCCCCUCAAAAAAAAUAAAAGCACAAUGUUAUUCUUACUGCAAAAAUAAAUUUUGUCUCUGAACGCUCGGUCCCG
Ixodes scapularis (black-legged tick) is the source of this 6792-nucleotide messenger RNA. It is a transcript of the gene snama, whose product is annotated as E3 ubiquitin-protein ligase RBBP6. Lineage: Eukaryota; Metazoa; Arthropoda; Arachnida; Ixodida; Ixodidae. The transcript has 16 exons. Gene Ontology annotation, molecular function: ubiquitin protein ligase activity; nucleic acid binding; zinc ion binding. The record is from RefSeq and is a predicted model, not a curated record. Bases 506 to 6088 code for a protein of 1860 amino acids. Gene Ontology annotation, cellular component: nucleus. Gene Ontology annotation, biological process: mRNA processing; protein ubiquitination; ubiquitin-dependent protein catabolic process.